Messenger RNA from Alternaria infectoria, 2196 nucleotides. It is a transcript of the gene PRP28, whose product is annotated as mRNA splicing protein prp28. Gene Ontology annotation, molecular function: RNA binding; ATP binding; RNA helicase activity. The transcript has 2 exons. Gene Ontology annotation, biological process: mRNA splicing, via spliceosome. Gene Ontology annotation, cellular component: catalytic step 2 spliceosome. Lineage: Eukaryota; Fungi; Ascomycota; Dothideomycetes; Pleosporales; Pleosporaceae. The record is from RefSeq and is a predicted model, not a curated record. Bases 1 to 2196 code for a protein of 731 amino acids.
AUGUUCGCGCGAAUCCUCCUCCGCAAGUCCACAGACCGUGACCCCCGCGAAACGAAGAUGACUGCCGCCGUUCCGCCCCCAGCUGCUCGCAAGCAGCCACCGAGUAUCGACGACAUUCUCAAGGCCAAGCGCGAGAAAGAAGCGGCUGCCGCAAAGCCCAAGUUCAUACCGAAGGCCGAGAGAGAGCGCAUCGCGCUUGAGAAGCGCCAGAAAGAAGUUGAAGAGGCGCAAAAGAGGCGAGAGGCUUCGAACGGAGACAGCGACGCAUGGAGACAUUCGCAAGACAACAAUCGCACAAAUGGCCACAACGGCCACAACGGCUCGUCCUCAUUCGUACCCACGGGGCCGCGCUCGAUGCGCGAUGCGCCGACUGGACCAUCGUCCAUGCGAAACGAUCGCAGAAAUGGAGACAUGGCGCCUCCUCCACCGCCGGACAAGAAGGGCAACAAGCGCCCUGCUGACGACACCGAGGCGGCCUUGAUAAGGCAAAGAUACAUGGGCGCGGAACAAAAUCAGUCGACGUUCUCGGCCAAGAAAAAGCGCAAGAGGACGACGGAAAAGAAGUUCAACUUCGAGUGGAACGAGGAAGAGGACACGAGCCACGAUUACAAUCCCAUCUACCAGCAGAAAGCUGAAGCAAGCUUCUUUGGGCGCGGCCGACUAGGCGGCUUCUCUGAGGAAGUCACCAGCGCAGCGACAAAGAAGAUGAUCGAUGCAAUUAUUGAGCGAGAUCCGGAACAUGGCAGAGAACGAGCUGAGCAGCUGCUUGAAAUGGAGCGACGGCGGAAAGACAGGGGCGGUCGCGCACAGUUGGACAUGCACUGGAGCAAGAAGAAGCUGGAGAACAUGCGAGAGCGCGACUGGCGCAUCUUCAAGGAAGACUUUAGCAUUGCUACCAAAGGAGGCGCAAUACCGAACCCUAUGCGCAACUGGGGUGAGUCAGGGCUUCCGGAGAAGCUCCUGCGCAUCGUGGACGAGGUCGGCUACUUUGAGCCCUCACCUAUUCAACGUGCGGCUAUACCUAUUGCUCUGCAGUGUCGCGACCUGAUCGGAGUCGCUGCAACGGGUUCGGGUAAAACCGCCUCCUUCGUCCUGCCACUGCUUGCCUACAUCUCACAACUACCUCCUCUCGACGCGUUCAACCGACACGAUGGCCCGUAUGCCCUCGUCCUCGCACCAACUCGUGAACUGGCUCAGCAAAUCGAAGUGGAGACCCGCAAGUUCGCAUUACCAUUAGGUUUCAAGACCGCUGUCCUCAUCGGUGGUCACUCCAUCGAGGAACAGUCGUUCCAGAUGCGUGACGGAGCCGAGAUUAUCAUUGCCACGCCCGGUCGUCUGGUUGACUGCAUUGAGCGUCGAGUCCUUGUUCUUAGCCAAUGCACUUAUGUCAUCAUGGACGAAGCUGACAGGAUGAUUGACAUGGGUUUCGAAGAGCCCGUUAAUAAGAUUCUCGACGCUCUACCUGUCAACAACGAGAAGCCUGAUAGCGAAAUUGCUGAAGACCCCACUGCCAUGAAAGCAGGAAUGUACCGUCAAACCAUGAUGUACACAGCUACUAUGCCGCCAGCUGUAGAGAGAAUCGCGAAAAAGUAUACACGUCGUCCUGCCAUCGUUACAAUCGGUAACCAGGGCGAGGCUUCCGACACUGUCGAGCAGCGUGUCGAGUUCGUCCAGGGAGAGGAGAAGCGGAAGAGGCGUCUCCAAGAAAUCUUGAAUACUCGCGAAUUCGCCCCACCGAUCAUCGUCUUUGUCAACAUCAAAAAGAAUUGCGAUGCGAUCGCUCGCGACAUCAAACAUAUGGGCUUCGCAUCGGCUACAAUCCACGGUGGAAAGACCCAGGACCAGCGUGAGGCUGCUCUUGCAUCCCUCAAGAAUGGGCAGAUCCAGGUGCUCGUCGCCACAGACGUGCUCGGUCGUGGUAUUGACAUUCCAGAUGUUUCCCUGGUUGUCAACUUCAACAUGCCACCUAGUAUCGAAACGUAUACGCAUCGCAUUGGUCGUACUGGUCGAUUGGGAGCGGACUCUGACAAGCCCGGUGUUGCAAUCACUUUCUGGGGUAAUGAAGAUGCGGAUGUGCUAUACGAUCUCAAGCAGAUCCUCAUGAAGAGUGAGAUAAGUAAGGUACCUGAAGACCUGAAGAAGCACGAGUCGGCGCAGCAAAAGGGCAAGAAGAGCAUGGGCAAAAACAUCACUUGA